UGCUUAUUCUUUCAGUUCUGUCAGUCGAAGAAAAGCGUUUAAACUUAUUACGUGAAAGUCCGGAAAAAGUUCGUACGUCAUGUCACAAAGACGACAUAACACGCAAAUUCUGUUGUGUGUUUUCUUCACAAGUUUAUUUCUCGAGUUGAUUGAUUUAGGUCAGGGAUUACAAUGUUACAAUUACAUAUGUAAUCCAAAAAUUCAUAAUAAUUGUGCCAAACCCACCUCAAAGAAACUCGAGGAUUGUAAUCCGACAAAUACAAUAUCAUAUAAAAUGACAAAUUCAAUGACAAAUUCAAUGACAAAUUCAAUGACAAAUUCAAUGAUAAAUUCAAUGACAAAUUCAAUGACAGAUAACUCUACAUUUGAGGCCAAUAUGACUGAUUCUAAUAGUACAGUUUUUUGCUAUACCGGACAUUUUGUAUAUCUAGAUGGAAGUGAAUAUAAAGAGACAAUAGAACGAGCAUGCAUUUCCUUUGUGUUCUAUUGUAACGAUAUGUUAUGUUUACUUCCACAUAAAAUAAAAACUUGCGAAGUAAACUUCUGUCAAAGUAACCAAUGCAAUUCUUCGGGUAUGGUAAAGAUGGGAAUGAUAUCACUACUUUUACCAUUAAUCACAAUUUUAUUACGUAUAAGAUAGAGAAGACGUAUCUAUUACCAUAAUUAAUUAUGAUUAUUACCAUAUUAAUUAUGAUCAUAAUUUCAGACAAAUAAGAAAAGCUUUUAUGUAUUCCGACUUUAUCAAACAACUUCUGUGAAAUUUCAAAUUGUACAUUCAGGAUGAUAUGACGGAGAUUUGAGACUAAUUCGAACGUUUCAACAAAGUGAAAAAUUUUCUCUGUACGUUUAAGAACGAUAGACCCAUUUGCGCGAUCACGGUACAAUGACCAUUUACCGAGGGGUAUCGUAUAUUCUUCAUGGUACAGCAAUUACGAUACCAACACGGAACAGUUAUACGUCGUGUAUACUUCUUAUUGUAUAAGUAUAUCAACUUAAAAAUGUCGUGUUUCUAAACCUGAAUUAGAAACAAAUCUGUUAGCACGUCUUUCAUAAAUAUAGGCACAUUUCGAAAAUUAAAAUAAAAACCAGUAAAUAAAAUAAAUUCUAUAUUUGUUAA
Messenger RNA from Vespa crabro (European hornet), 1117 nucleotides. RefSeq lists its product as uncharacterized. Bases 80 to 640 code for a protein of 186 amino acids. NCBI's taxonomy places the organism in Eukaryota, Metazoa, Arthropoda, Insecta, Hymenoptera, Vespidae. The record is from RefSeq and is a predicted model, not a curated record. The transcript is spliced from 5 exons.